Messenger RNA from Cataglyphis hispanica, 1517 nucleotides. It is a transcript of the gene Tpx-3, whose product is annotated as peroxiredoxin-like. Gene Ontology annotation, cellular component: mitochondrion; cytosol. Gene Ontology annotation, biological process: cellular response to stress; response to oxidative stress; cell redox homeostasis. Gene Ontology annotation, molecular function: thioredoxin peroxidase activity. Lineage: Eukaryota; Metazoa; Arthropoda; Insecta; Hymenoptera; Formicidae. The coding region runs from base 205 to 933 and encodes 242 amino acids. The record is from RefSeq and is a predicted model, not a curated record. The transcript is spliced from 3 exons.
UCUUACAUCUCAAAGUAUUUCAUAACCUUUUCACUCCAUAUGGAACUACUUGGUUGUGAAGUAAAUACCUAAAUAAGGUUGGCGAAACUUACUAUAUUAAGAUUUCUUCAACCUGCGACCUUUGCUACAAUUUUACGUCUAUAGGAAUUCCACGUCCCACAUAUAAUUUAUUAUUAUACAAACUUUAUAUUCUUUGUUUUUACAAUGUUUCGAUCACUUGCUCCACUGUAUCUACAAGGCAGAAAACUGCUUGUCUCUGCAACUGGAUCAUUGGCAAAAACAGAUAACACACUAGUGGCAGAAUGUAUUCGUAAUUUCACAGUGAGUUCAAAGUUGCUUAACAGUUGGCCACAAAUUCAGAAGCCCGCACCAGAGUUUUUUGGUACUGCAGUAGUUAAAGGUGACUUUAAGGAAAUUAAAUUGAGCGACUACAAGGGGAAAUAUGUUGUUCUUUUUUUUUAUCCAUUAGACUUCACAUUUGUUUGCCCAACGGAAAUUAUAGCAUUUAGUGAAAAAAUAUCAGAAUUUGAAGGGUUAAAUACACAAGUGAUUGGAGUUUCCACAGAUUCGCAUUUCAGCCAUUUGGCAUGGAUUAACACUCCUAGGAAACAAGGUGGCCUUGGAGGAGAUUUGGGUUAUCCUCUUCUAAGUGAUUUCAAUAAGGAAAUAUCAAAUAAAUACAACGUUUUGUUACAAGACUCGGGCAUUGCACUUAGAGGUCUCUUUAUCAUAGAUAAGGAGGGAAUUCUUCGACAGUUUAGCGUCAAUGAUCUUCCAGUUGGUAGAAGCGUUGAAGAGACAUUGAGAUUAAUCAAAGCUUUUCAAUUUGUUGAGAAGCAUGGAGAAGUGUGUCCUGCAGACUGGCAGCCUGAUUCCAAAACUAUUAAACCAAAUCCAAAAGAGAGCAAGGAAUACUUUAACUCAGUUAAUUAAUUUAGGUAAUACAUUUAAUAAUUUCUUUAAAGGACAGACAUAUAUACGAUAUAAUAGAUUAUGUUAAUUAUAUAAUUUAAUAUGAUAUAAUAUGUAUAAUAGAGAAUAUGUGUAUAAUAUUAAUAUUUCAAUUACUUACAUAAAAUGAACAAAAUCGAAAAACAUAUACCAUAAAUCUACGUAAUCUCGUAUUUAUGUUUCUUUUAUAUUAUAUACAUGCUAUAUUCAUACUUUUGUGUGAAUUUGUGUAGAGGCCUUAAGAGAAGAGAAAUUGUAUUCAAAUGGUAUAGAUAAUUUAUAUAGUAGAUACCAAACAAAAAAAAACAAUUUCUUUGAAUUGCUUAAAUUAAUUAAAUAGUUGUUUAAUUAUUUUUUUUCUAUUCUGGAAUGUUUUGUGUAUCGGAUCGUUUUCCCGUUCGUGAUUGCAAUUGAUAAAUACGUUCACAAAUUAUAAAUAUUUUCUUAGAAGAAUGCCAUUUACAUUCUUUAUUUAGAUUCUUAAUUUAACAACUGGAUCUAUUUGAAAAAUUAUCAUAUAAUAAUUUUAGAUGAAAUUGAAAAUCAAUACAAAUCUCUCUGUAUUA